Thamnophis sirtalis is the source of this 2017-nucleotide messenger RNA. RefSeq names its product glucosamine-phosphate N-acetyltransferase 1 (gene GNPNAT1). Gene Ontology annotation, molecular function: glucosamine 6-phosphate N-acetyltransferase activity. Lineage: Eukaryota; Metazoa; Chordata; Lepidosauria; Squamata; Natricidae. The record is from RefSeq and is a predicted model, not a curated record.
GGUUAGUGAGCCGGAUCUUGCCUGAAGCCGGUAUCGUUGGGGGAGCGGGAGAGUGCGCGCGACGGAGGAGAAGCGCGAGCGAGAGAGUCCGUUAGGGGUUGCCAUGAUGCCUGCUGCAAUAAAAAAACUCGAGAGCACACCAAUGUAUGAUCCUCACCUUCUUAAAGAACUUGAUUGGACCCAAAAUACUGUGAAAUUUUCUCCUGAUAUUUCUCCUGAGGAUCCAGGAGAGGGUUUAGUUCUAAGACCUCUUUGCAGUGCUGACAUCAACAGAGGCUUUUUAAAAGUUCUAGGUCAACUGACUGAAACUGGAAUUGUUAACCCCCAGCAAUUCCUUGAAAAUUUCGAACAUAUGCGGAGUUCUGGGGACUACUAUGUUACAGUUGUGGAAGAUACUAAUCUAGGAGCGAUUGUAGCUACUGCAACCUUAGUCAUAGAACAUAAGUUCACUCACUCAUGCGCAAAGAGGGGCAGAAUAGAAGAUGUUGUUGUAAGUGGAGAUUGCAGAGGAAAACAGCUUGGGAAACUAUUGAUGUCAACUCUUACAUUGCUAAGCAAGAGACUAAAUUGCUACAAAAUUACUCUUGAGUGUCUGCCGAAAAAUGUAGCUUUUUAUACAAAGUUUGGAUACUCCGUAUCUGAAGAAAACUAUAUGUACCAAAGGUUCUUCAAUUAAAGAAUUUCCUGCUAUCAUCUCUUUUAAUCAACUAUUGGUGGAGGAGCUUGUACUACUGACGUCUCUUUUCGGAAAGCAAAUUCCCUGCAAAUAAAUAAUGACUAGAUAUGACACUACUAUGCUGCAGACUUUGAUUUUAGGUUUCCUUGUUACCAAGGUAACCUAUUAAAAGAAGUUUCCUAUUCAGCCUGUACAUUGUUUUUGAUAGCUAAGACAUGAGCCAUCUUUGCAAGGUAAGGAUGGUUUGUAGCCCAAAGUAAAUUUUAAUUUGAUGGGUUUUGGUUCUUACCUUGCAUUUUUCUGUAAUGUGCUGCUUUUUGUUGGCAGCUAAACAGUAACUAGUAUGCUGGAAAUGUUUUUGUAAUUUUUUGUCCCAAGGAAAAACUUGCAAGUUUUAUCUUUUAUGUUGACCUUUAAUGCACUUCAAAAUGGAUAAUCCCUAGUAUAGAUGUGUAGCUUGGUUUUAUUGGUUCUAUUGCACUCACAAUGGAGAGAAGUUAUUACAAGUGGCAUUCUAUACUUGGGCUGAUACAUUGAAAUACCUCAUCUUUGCCUUUUCCAACUUGGUGCCCUUUAGAUAUGUUCAACCAAAGGUUUUACCAUCCCCAGUCAGUACUGUUUCCCAAAACAUUGGCUGUUUUGAACCAUUUCACAAAUUGAAGCAAAACUUGGAUAUGCAACAUUUAUCAAUUUUUAAAUAUAUACUUUCUGUAAAAUAUAUAGUUUCACAGCUAUUUUGUGCUUAAAAUCUUAUUUGCAUUAAGUAUAAUUACUGUCUGUUAAUGUACUCAGUAGAUCCUACAAAAACUUUUCAUUAUGCUUUCAUUUUCAUUUUAGAAGAAAUUUAGCACUUUGUUUCAUUAUACACAUACCAUGUUGGCUCACCCACCCUCUAAAAGUAAUCAGAGCUAUGUCUAAAGUGGGCUUUGUUUCUGCAGAAGAGUUUUAAAAGACAGUUUCUGAAAUACAAGGUAUCCAUAUGCCCCUAAAACUCUUCUAAAAUGCAAAAUUUUAGCUGAACAAUGAGCACUUCUAAAGGAAUGUAGGUAGGCCAGAAAAGUAAUACUUUUAGCACCCCUGCAUAUUAUUGGAUGGUAAGAAGAACAUCUUCCCAUUUCCCUGUAAUUUUGAAGGAAAUAACUAUAAUGGGCAUUAUAAAUGAGGUUAUGUGGUCUCAUGAUUAGUUUCAAAAAUUGAAUCACAGAUAGCUACAGAAAAUAGGGAUAGUUAGUCCAUUUCAUACUUUAAGGUACUCUUAAUUCUAAAGGUAUUUGAGUAUUUAUUUAUUCAAUAUUUUACAAACAAAUAUUGCAAAACUUAAAUAAAUGGGGUUUGUGAUUA